AUGUUUUUUCCAAAGUAUAAUUUUGUUGACAGACACCUUUCAAAAAAAAGUAGUAGAUGGUUGACUAGAGUUCCAGAUGAUUUUUUCAUUGAUAAAUUUAAUUUAGUUGGUAUUUAUGAUAUUCUAGGAAUAAAAUCACUAGAGAGAGCAGUUUCAUUAAUAAUGAAUAAUACUAAUGAUAUUGAGGAGAUAGACUUUACUUCAAUAGAAAAAAAUGCUGUUUUCUUGUAUGGUUUAGUUCAUGCUCGAUAUAUCAUAACACCAGAAGGUUUAAAUGACAUGAAAGAAAAAUUUAUGAAUAAUGAUUUUGGUAACUGUUUAAAAGUAUCAUGUUUGGGUCAAUCAUUGUUACCAAUAGGUUUACAUGACACACCAUCACAUGAGGAAGUUAAAAUGUUUUGCCCAAAAUGUCAAGAUAUUUAUCAUCCAGAGGUAGAGAGUGAAGAUGAAAUUGAAACACCAUCUGAAGAUGGUUCAGAAGAUUCAUUUUAUUUGAUGGAGGAUAAUUUUUGUGAUGGAGCAUUUUUUGGGACAGGUUUUCCGGAAUUCUUUUUUUUUCAUUUUCCUUUUUUAAGACCAAAAAAUGAUAAAAGUAUAUAA
Messenger RNA from Strongyloides ratti, 600 nucleotides. Its product is annotated as Casein kinase II subunit beta. Gene Ontology annotation, cellular component: cytoplasm; protein kinase CK2 complex. The record is from RefSeq and is a predicted model, not a curated record. The transcript has 2 exons. The coding region runs from base 1 to 600 and encodes 199 amino acids. Gene Ontology annotation, molecular function: protein kinase regulator activity. Lineage: Eukaryota; Metazoa; Nematoda; Chromadorea; Rhabditida; Strongyloididae.